AUGGGCUCCUACUACUCUUCUGGUUACUGCCUGAUUUCGGCUACGGGUGCUGCGGAUAGUAACGAGGGACUUUUCAUGGAACGGCACAUGACAAAGUAUGAGACCAAGAGCUGCCUCAUUGGCUUCGACGAAGAGAAGAAGACACACAGGUAUUUGCUGGUGUUGGACCUCAGCGCCGGCCAGAUAAUGCGCAAAGCUCCGCUCAUGAAAUGGGGGUGGUGCAUGCAGGAACGGCUUCUGUCUUGCCGGGUCUUACACUGGACAAAGGACUGCCUGAUUUGGGAGUGUCCUGGGACCCCUGGCUGGUCGGAGCUGUUGGAGCCAUCUCUCCACAAGCCUACACGGCUCGACGGAAGCAACCACGAGGUCUUCGAACAACCCACGACGACGGACACGGCCAUGCUGAAAAAAGUCAAAGAUGACCGGUUGAGGCUUGUCACAAGGUACAGCAACAUGAACUUGACGUAUCAAACUGAUCGUCCCGCUGCGAUUCACGGAGUUGCCUGUCGACUCCUGAGCAUUCACGGGGGUGGUUACUUUGCGGGGCUUUUUCGCAACAACAUCAUCUCAGGACUUGCGUGGAUGGUGGAGUGGACAGACUUUUAUGAACCAACUGCUAGCAAGGCGCUGGGCUUUACGACCUGGUCAUGGGCGUCAUCAGACGCGCAGUUUGGGAUCUCCUUUCCCUCUUUGGACGAGUCACUCAUUCAAUGCCUGAACCCUGAAGCCUUUGUAUCAGCACCCGUGUUGAUUAGUUUCAAGGACGAAUCGGAACGCAUCCUUCAUCUCAGGGGCCCUCUGAUCUCGUUAGAUGCGACUUUAUACGAGAGCUCCGGACAGCAGUACCAGAGACUCAAGAAGUGCCGAAGCGAGAAUGGGAUGUUGAAAUUGAAGCCGAGUAUGACGCGCAUGACCUGCAGCCCAGUUUUCCAAGUCGACUGUGCGUAUUUAUUCUGGGCCGGCAUCAAGACAAGUUGA
Fusarium keratoplasticum is the source of this 978-nucleotide messenger RNA. Its product is annotated as HET domain-containing protein. The transcript has a single exon. Bases 1 to 978 code for a protein of 325 amino acids. NCBI's taxonomy places the organism in Eukaryota, Fungi, Ascomycota, Sordariomycetes, Hypocreales, Nectriaceae. The record is from RefSeq and is a predicted model, not a curated record.